AGUGUUGACUGUUCACAAGUUGAAGAUAAAGUUCGUAUCACUUUAGAGUUUAGUGUGUUUGUUAUCAAUCCAUUGCCGUGUUAUACAUUAAGAUUCAAAAUGGUACAUCUGACUGACGAAGAGUUCGGGAAACUGCGAGGCGAGUCUGUUAGGAGGUUCACCUGGAGAGCGGAGAAUAUAUCCAUCUCAGUCAUAUCAUAUGGAGCUAUCAUACAAUCAAUCCGGGUUCCAGAUAAAAAUGGUGUAACUUAUGACGUGGUUCUUGGCUUCGAUGAUCUCGAGAGCUACGUGAAUCGCAACGAACCACAUUUGGGUGGCACGAUUGGUCGUUGUGCAAACAGGAUUGGUGGUGCCAGUUUCAAGAUAGAUGGUACAACGUACCAAGUCCCCAAAAAUGUUGGAAGUGAUCAUUUACAUGGAGGAAUAAUUGGCUUUGAUCAGGUAAACUGGAAGUCCACAGUCGACGGCAAUAAAGUUAUAUUUAGCUAUUUAUCCAAAGACGGCGAAGAAGGCUACCCUGGGAAUCUUAUAACCAAUGUUACUUACGAAGUAAAAGAUAACGCUAUUUAUAUAGAUUUUGUGUCCAUUACGGACAAGAAGACUGUUGUAAAUCUGACUAACCAUUCAUACUUUAAUUUGGCUGGGCACGAUGCUGGGGCACAAGGAUUGUUUGAUCAUGUCAUCUCUAUUAACGCUGACAAAAUUACGGAAACCACUUCGGAGUCAAUUCCUACUGGCCGACUUCUUGACGUAGGUGGAACACCAUUCGACCUACGAACUCCUACUCGACUUGGUGACGUCAUGGCUAAAGAUGAACUUCUGUUUGAUGACAAUUUCUGUGUCUCUACAUUUGGAUGUACCGGCCUAAACUUCAUAUCGCGAGUGUCGCAUCCAAAUGGAAGAUAUCUUGAAGUAUACAGCAACCAACCAGGGGUCCAAUUGUAUACCAGUUACUAUCUCCCUGCUCCUGAAGAAGCAGCACUUAUCGGAAAAGGUGGUGUGGGAUAUCGGCGACAUGGUGCCUUCUGUCUGGAGACCCAGAACUACCCUGAUGCCGUACACCAUCGUGACUUCCCUGACGCUGUGCUGAAGCCUGGGGAUAUCUAUACACAUAAAGUGGUUUUUAAAUUUGGUGUUGCCAAAAGCGGUGGUCCACAAGUAACUAAUGUUUAGACCAUCUCAAUAAUAUUUCACAGACUUCAGUAUCAAAAUACGUAAUACCAAAUUUGUCUCGAUUUUUGGCGACUUUUCUAUGGCAAUUAUGAUAUUAUUAGAUUUAUUACAAAAAAUGUACAAGAGAUAUCAUCUUCAUCAUUUUAACCGGAAGACGUCCACCGCUGUACAAAGGCUUUCCCCAAAGACCGCCAUGACGAUCGAUCCUGCGUAUGGAAAAUAUAAUACCUAGUAAAUUUCAAACUACCCUUCAGUAAUCAAAAUCCUUACUACUAAUUAUUUACGUGUGUUAAUUUAUUAGAUAUUUUUAUGCUCAUACAAAGUAUAAAUAAAAUUUAAAUAUUAUUUUGUAUAUUUAUAAUU
Leptidea sinapis is the source of this 1536-nucleotide messenger RNA. RefSeq names its product galactose mutarotase-like. Bases 100 to 1173 code for a protein of 357 amino acids. NCBI's taxonomy places the organism in Eukaryota, Metazoa, Arthropoda, Insecta, Lepidoptera, Pieridae. Gene Ontology annotation, biological process: beta-D-galactose catabolic process via UDP-galactose, Leloir pathway; glucose metabolic process. The record is from RefSeq and is a predicted model, not a curated record. The transcript is spliced from 6 exons. Gene Ontology annotation, molecular function: carbohydrate binding; aldose 1-epimerase activity.